AUGCCAGCGCGAAACCAGCGUCCGCCAAGGCCACCAUUGACCCAUUUCCUCUGUCUACCACUUCUCACCCCGACCUCGAUACCUCAGCUGCAGGCGUCGAUUGCACACUUAAAAUCUGUUACGGAAGGUCUUCAACCGGUGACAGAGGACGCAAGUGCCAGUGCCGGUGCCGGUGCGGGCGCUGAGAAGCGUCCGCCUCGAACUGGUCCGUUGAUUCCUCCAGCAGCGUUCAGGCCCCUCGGGACUCUCCAUCUGACCCUGGGCGUGAUGAGUCUGAAAGAGCCGGAGAGGCUGCAGGGUGCGUUGAAGUUGCUAGAGGACCUGGACCUGGCAGGCAUGCUGGGGGAAGUUUCGGAUGGGAGGUCGAGUCCGGAAGACAUUUUGUUGGGAGAGUCACCAGUCGCCUUGGGUUUAGGGCAUUCUACCAGGUCUUCCGAUGAACUGGAAGAAAAAAGCAGUAGCCAUGACAUGACUGAAGUCAGCCCGAGAACCAUCGGUAUCCCAGCAGCCGAAGCAAUAGAAGUCCUCCACACCCCACCGCACGACCCAACAUCGCGCCUCCACCCGUUCUGCCUCAGCGUCCUUGACCACUUCAAAUCCGCCGGCUACAUCCUCUCCGAAGCGGCAGACCGCGAGCUAACCCUCCACGCCACACUGAUCAACACCGUGUACGUCAAGAAGCGCCGCGAUGGCGAAAAGAAGAGGAUGGGAAAAGUCACCUUUGACGCCACACCCGUCUUGCGAGUAUUCAACGAACGAGGAGGGGAUACGGCGUCUCAGGGCACAAGUAGCGGAGGCACUGGUGGUGGUGGUGGUGGUGGUGGUGGCGGCGGCGCAUUCACAUUUGCCUCCUCGAUUCCAAUCAAUCGUGUACAGAUCUGCGAGAUGGGAGCGAAGAAACUGGAUGCGGAGAACGAUCCAGAGGGGCUGGGGGAGCGAUACGUCGUGGUAGCGGAGAAGAAGAUCUUAGCUGGCAUCGAGUGA
This is a messenger RNA of Endocarpon pusillum Z07020, 984 nucleotides long. RefSeq lists its product as uncharacterized. The coding region runs from base 1 to 984 and encodes 327 amino acids. The transcript is spliced from 2 exons. Lineage: Eukaryota; Fungi; Ascomycota; Eurotiomycetes; Verrucariales; Verrucariaceae. Gene Ontology annotation, cellular component: nucleus. Gene Ontology annotation, biological process: regulation of DNA-templated transcription; DNA alkylation repair. The record is from RefSeq and is a predicted model, not a curated record.